Messenger RNA from Haliotis rubra (blacklip abalone), 1717 nucleotides. RefSeq names its product protein draper-like. The transcript has 7 exons. Bases 333 to 926 code for a protein of 197 amino acids. Lineage: Eukaryota; Metazoa; Mollusca; Gastropoda; Lepetellida; Haliotidae. The record is from RefSeq and is a predicted model, not a curated record.
CGAUGCCCUAUUUCAAAUUGAAAAUAACAUUCAGAUUAAAAUAUCAACGUUUCGACAAGAACUGUGUUAAAGUUGAAGUUUGUGGUUGGAAUAUUGUUGGAUAUUCGUUAAAUAUUGGUUAAAAAGUGGUUGAAUACCUACAGCGCCAUGACACAGCUCUAUGAUGAACUCAGGUGUACUCCGAUGCUCGGAUCCAUCUGUGACUGAGGGGGCUGACUGAGGAUUCACGUCGAGGACAUAUCGAUCUCUUCAUGAUGAAGACUGGUUCAGUUUGCAUGUAAAGCUGUAUUUUGGGAGAACUCGCUGAUGGUCGGUGACGAGUAAUACAAAUCAUGGUGUCAUUUACCAGACUACUUGUUCUGUUGUGUUCAGACCUCCGUCGUGCAUUUGGCUGUGAGUGGGGAAAGUAUGGGGACACGUGUGAACGAACCUGCCCCCAGGAAUGUGCAGUGAAUGAGUUCAGGCAGGUUCGUCACUGUCACCGGGAAACAGGGAGAUGCUCUGAAGGAUGUGUCGCUGGCUGGUAUGGCGAUCUGUGUGACCAACCGUGCAGCAAGACGUGUCUCUUGAGUGUCUGUAACCAGCAGAAUGGACAGUGUACCUUGGGAUGCUCCGAGAACACACUCGGGGAUUUCUGUGAGAUUGGCUCAGCAUCAGCAGACACUGAUCACAACGUCGACGUAGACAGCCGUCCCUGGUUCAUCUUGUUUGUCCUGGUUGUGGUUGUACUCUGCGGAUGCGGUGUCACACAAAUUCUGAUUCUUGUUUGCAGACUGAGGGAAUGGAGAAUUUGUCGGAAUUCUGAUACCGAGACUCGACAGACAAGAGACAUUCUUGAACAACCAGACGACUAUGGUGAAGUCAGGGAAACGUCUUGCAGCAUGACAACAGGUGGUACUUCUUGGGAGCAGAUAUCUCGCAGCUGAAUGAAAUUUGUAAUCGACAAGACUAUGUCCUCGACUAUGUGCCUUCCCCGACUGCAAGUUUGUAAGGGACUCCAUGAGCUUCUUCAAACAGCAUUGAUGUUGUGUCUACAAGAUUGGGCAACCUGCUGGUCAAAAAGCUCGCAGAGAUCUUGGUCCCAUGGAUGUUUAGUCUUCAAGAUUGGGCAAGCGACUGGACAGGAGCCGUUUUGCAUAUGGUGAAGAAGUUGCUAGUUACAGAUAGACGGUUUGAAUGUAUUUAAGUGUUACCGCUCAGCUCAGAAAAGUAGGAACGGUAAGUCAGCGGAAACAGGAAAGGGCUGAGAUCUGAUAACAAAGUUCUUGAUCAACACCAUCAGAGAGCAACACGUGUUGUGCCAAUGUUAUCAGCAUGCUACCUAGGCAGUGGUAAAGAAUAUUUAGCAGGAGGAUGUAUCACAGUAUUGAAACAUUCUGAAACUGACCUGCGGUUUCCCAGGAUACGGAGAAAACAGACACCAGCGAAAACGGACCGCAAAAAUCGAGAAAACGGCCACCGCCCUGGAGAGAACGGCUUCCGAACCGAGAGAAAACGGUAUAUGGGCUUAAAGAAAAAGGUAUCUGUGCUAAAAGAAAACGGUAUCUGUGCCAGGAGAAAACAGUAUCUGUGCCAGGAAAAAUGGUAUCUGUGCUUAGAGAAAACGGUAUCUGUGCUUAGAGAAAAAGGUAUCUGUGCCUAGAGAAAACGGUAUCUGUACCUAGAGAAAACGGUAUCUGUGCUUAGAGAAAACGGUAUCUGUGCUUAGAGAAAACGG